Epinephelus moara (kelp grouper) is the source of this 2449-nucleotide messenger RNA. RefSeq names its product zinc finger protein 395b (gene znf395b). The record is from RefSeq and is a predicted model, not a curated record. Gene Ontology annotation, biological process: regulation of transcription by RNA polymerase II. Gene Ontology annotation, molecular function: RNA polymerase II cis-regulatory region sequence-specific DNA binding; DNA-binding transcription factor activity. Bases 300 to 1694 code for a protein of 464 amino acids. Lineage: Eukaryota; Metazoa; Chordata; Actinopteri; Perciformes; Serranidae. The transcript is spliced from 10 exons. Gene Ontology annotation, cellular component: nucleus.
GCUGCUGCUCUGGUAACCCCUCACCUAGAUCAUCCUUUUGUGCACGGCGCGCUGGAGGUUGCCGUCUCUUCGCUCUGCCCAGCUGCCACCGCCGGCAUUGGUUCACCAUACAGACACACGUAGGCGCGUAUCCGACCGACCAACCCCCUUUUUCCCCCCUGGCCGACUGGAGAGCCGGCGAGCGGCGGGACAGCCAGGCAGCGACGACCCGCUGCUGCAGCCCCGGACAGGACAGAGGUCUCCACCGAACGAAGAGGUGUGACACUGUGCCGAGUCCCCUCAUUGUGUGCAGCAGCACCAUGGCAGCUAUGGGACCUAAGGACAGAGCUGGAGCUGGAGCUGGAGCUGGAGCUGGAGCUGGAGCUGGAGCUGGAGCAGGGCAUGGCGGGACGGCAGUCUGCCUGUCGGGACUACAGGCCUGCACCUCUACGACAACGCACAACAGCAAUGGGCCUGACACUCGGCAGACUGUGGUGUGUACACAGAGGUGGGUCCAGGCUGAGAAAGCAUUCAUGGAGAGCGGACAUCACAACAACAAGACAUCAGUUCAGCCGUUGCAGGUAGAGUCUGAGCGAGGUUGGAGCAACCUGGCUGCUCCCCUGCAAACUGUGGGACCCACAAUGCAGCUCAGCAAUGUGUCAGCAACUGGAGAGGCACCAUACAGGUCCAGUUUCCGCAGCCCAGAGUCAGUGGAGAUGGAUGAGAUCAUGGCAGCCAUGGUUCUGACCAGUCUGUCCUGCAGCCCUGUAGUCCAGAGCCUUCCACAAACAGAUCCUGGACCAGGUGGCUCAUCAUCAUCAGCUGACAUGGAGUGUGGUGGCGGCGAGCUCUCUGACAGUGGCAGCAGCGGCUACUGGAGCUGGGACCACGGCAAUGUUAGUCCCGCCCCCUCCAUGUCUGUUACUGAGAUGGACAGCAGCCCUGAUGAAGGCCUACAAAUGGAACUGGAGCAGGGAGAGAAGCUUAAUGCCAAAAAGCCAAAGAGCUCUUUCAGAGGUGUGUAUAAGUGUCUGUGGCCCAGUUGUGGCAAGGUGCUUACGUCUUCAGUCGGAAUCAAAAGACACAUCCGUGUGCUGCAUCUGGGCAGUGGGUCAGAUCAGUCCCAGAGAGAAGAGGACUUCUACUACACCAAGAUCUCCUGUGAGACUGUCGACGCCAGCUCCGCUCCGGCUCCUUCCCAGCAGGCUCUGGGCCAGGCCUCAUCCUCUCAUCUCAGCUGGGCCUCCUGCGGUUCUCCUCCAGCCUCAGGGCUCCAGAUCCUUCCGGCCCACAGACCCAGGUCCAACUCCAGCUCCGGGCCCGGCGCGAGCAGGCCCAGUCCACUCAGCCAGUCGGCCCCCAGCAGCUUCUGGCAGAUCCACUCAGAGCAUCUCUAUCAGGCCUGUAGCCCCGUCCAGGUAUCUGUGGCACCCAGAAGCCCCGGCUGCCAGGGUUGGACCCCCUCCGCCUCAAUCUCUGGUCACAGUAACACUCCGGUGGUGAAGCCUCGCUGUCGGUCUGUCAGUGUCGGGGAACAGUGGCUCCAACAGAACAGGCUGCAGCCUUUGAGUGUAUCGCCCUCCCGCACUCACUGCUCCUUCAGGAAGGGUCGUGGGGAGGCCAAAAAGUGUCGUAAGGUGUACGGAGUGGAGCGCAAGGAUCAGUGGUGCACCGCCUGCCGCUGGAAAAAAGCCUGCCAGCGCUUCCCUGACUAAAGACUGCUGCGUGAUGGACAGAGAGAGCGUGUGAGAGAAGAUGUGGAUGGAUGGAUGAGUGAUAAAAGAGACUUUUAUCAAAAACAGGAUAUAAAUCAGGGCCUGAGAGCCAUCAAGGAAAACAGCUCUUCUCUUUUUUACUUUCAACCUUUUUUGUCUCUUUCCUAAAGAAAUGCAUAUGGACUUUUCUGUAUCUUUGUAACUUGAUCCUGAAACCUGAAGUCUGCGAUGGUGCCAACUGUUGACUGACUUUGACCAUGUGAUGUGCUAAGCCUACAAUACUCUCCUACUUUAUCCAAAGGUCAUAUAACUGCCCCUGUAGCUCCUCUGUAUUAGACUGCUGCUUGGCUGUUUUCUUUAUUCCGACCCUCUCUUUCAGUGGUUACACAGUGAUUAUGAUGUACAUUAUAUUGUGUGCUUUGAGUUACGUACGAGUAUUUUAUACCUUUUUUUUUUAUCGUCUCGUUCCGUCCGUGUAUUGGGCAGAUUAUUUUGGGGGAAUUUUCAUGUUUUAUGGCACUUUGUUGGAAUAUAAACUCACAUGAAUAAGCUACAUUUGGUUCGAUUCAAAUUCAGCCAAGUUCCUAUUUCCUUCCUGCCCAUGUGUGGGCGCACAACCAGUGUUAAUGGUUUUAUCCGUGAAGCUAUGGAGUCAUGGUGAUGGGACUAGCAUUAGGGGAGUGAGUUUGUAAUAGCAAUAAAAAAAGAGGAAAUAUAUUGUCAAAUACAAAUUAAAAAGCACUGAGAAUUUGAAA